AUGCAACCAUUAGAUGAUGAAUUGAUUUUUGACAAUAUUAAACAACACGAUCUAGCUGACAUAGUUAAAGGAGAAUUGCAAGGUAUUAACGGUGGACAAGAACUAGCACAUAUAUUGUUACGAACACAUGCAUCAGCAAAAAAAUUUUCAAAUGAAAAAGAAUUACAAUUUAUUACAUCUUAUCAAUUAUCCUAUCAAAAUAUCAAACGUUCAGCACGUAUAUUACGAACAUAUGUUUCGAAUAAACAUGAUCCAGUAUUUGCUUUAAAACCAGCUAUCUUUCGAAGUUAUCUUGAUCCUAUAUUGAAUAUUAUUGGUAAAGCUUCCUUAAUUAAAGCAUUGGCUCAACAUUUAUUGGAUCCUGAAUUAAAUAAAGCAUCAUAUACUACUCUACCAAUGCUGACAAUGGAAGAUCGACAACAACAAAUGGCUUGGUAUGCUCCAGCGCAAAAUCUUAAUGAAUUGAUUGCAUCUGUUGAAGAGUGUACAAUUGAUCUUCAUCUGAGAAUAAUCAAUAAUCAUAUGUAUGAGGACAUAUGCAAAAAACAAGAAUUUAUUGAUUAUGGUGUAAAUUUACUUGAUUAUCUUCAACCAUUAGUUAAAACUAAGCAAGAAAAUGAAUCCGAUGAAGGACUCUAUUCACAAGCAUCAAUGAUUCGAUCAAAAAUUUUGAUAGACGAUACACAACAAUCAAUAGCAUUCAGUUCUGAUUUGAAAAAAUGGUUAUCAAAAACACAUCAGUAUUUAUAUUCGAACAAAAUCAUACUCUCAUUCGAUAAUAUUGACGAUUCAUUAAAUUUAUUAGAUGUAACUAUUAAAGAAUGUUACAAACAAAUUCUUGAAUUUGCUCAAGAAACAUCAUUUAUCGAUGCACAAUAUCGUCUUACGAAGUUACAACAAGUAAAUAAUACAAUUCAUCAACUUUCAUCAUUAUCAAGAAAAUUACAGCUUAUUUGUAAAUUAUCACAUUCAUCAAAUACACUCAAAUGGUGUACUCAGAUUCAAGAGCAUCUUAAUACACUUUUAAUUACCGAAACAUAUAUGAAAUGGGUCGCUUUUCCAUGUCAACCAAUGGCAAAGAAUGAUUUACAUAUUGUUUCACAAACACAAGAAUCAAUUCGUCAACGUAAUCAAAUAAAUUUAGACAACGAUGAUAAUGAAUUUAAUUUAGCUUUAAAAUUAAUAAAUGUUCAUCUACAAAAAGUACAAUCAAUUCCAAUAAUUUCUUCAGCUGAUCAACGAUUGGAUAUUAUGUUGAAAUUAUAUCAAUAUUUAUCCGUUAUGGAAGAUGACAAAUAUAUUUUAUUAGCUGCUUCGAAAUUAGAAUUAAAUGUUGCAUGUAAACUUGCUAUGAAUUUUAUGAUUAAGCCACAAUUCAUUGAAAAGAUGGAUGAACAACAAACAUUAUUAAAUUCUUCGAAUUUACUUGCUAGUUUAAAUUGUUUAUAUUUUAUUCAUACGAUUCUUCAUGAUAUCUAUACUGAACUAGUAUCAUGUCAUAGUCAACUCGAUAAAAUCACUCAUCAAUAUGAUUCAGAAAAAGCAAAAUUAAUCGAUAAUGUGAGUAAUAUCGAUUAUGAAAUUGAAAAGAUUUAUGAAAAAAGAAGACGAUUAUUCGAACCCGAAUCAAGUGAAGAAACAAUUAAUGUCGACGAAGAAUUAACUAAGCUUCAAGAUGAAGAAAAUAAAUUAGAAGAUAAAAAAGCAAGACAUUUUAGUACAUUGAAAGCGAUUGAACGUAUAUAUGAAAAUGUAUAUACUUUAUUUUUACCGCUACGAGAAAGUUUAAAAAAAUUUCAAGCAAACGGAUGGCUACAAACUAUACGUGAAUAUGGUCGACGUCGACAAGAAAAUAGUAUUAUUGAAUUACUUGAAAGUAUAUCAAAAAUUUAUAUAAAAGAAUAUGAUUUAAAUCAAACUUAUUCGUCUUCGAAUAAAAUUGAUGAAGAAAAUAAACAAUUAAAAUCUGAUGUUUUACGACAAUUUGUUUUUAAUCAGAUAAAUUUUGAUGAUAUAAACACAUCACAUGGACGUUCGAGUCUGACUAUCAUGCAACUUAUUUAUCCAAAUUUAUUUCAACAAAAUAUGUUAAUAUAUAUUUUAAAAGAAGAUACAUUAGCAUCAAUAAUCAAUAAAUGCUUGGAAACAGAAACUACAAUUGAUAUUCUUAUCAAUGUACAAUUAACAAAUCUUUUACUUGUUGAUAAACGUAAAUAUAAUCGAUAUUCUACAAAUGAAACAGGAGUGGCACGUUUAAAUGAGCAACUCAUUCUUCGACAUUUUGCUCUCGAUUAUGGAAGUGCUCAAGCACCACUUGAUGAUAUUUUUAUUCAAUUUGCUGAUCGUUUUAUUAACGAAGUAAAGCAACGAUCUAUGAAUUCUGAUAUAGAUACUCAAAGAAAAAUUAUUCAAAUUGAAAUUGAUGCCACUAUUUUUCAUUUUGCUUUACCAUGUCUAGUUGAAAAGAUAUUUCAACAUGGAAAUAUUAAUGAUAUUGAUAAUUUAAUAAUCGAACCAAAUCAUAUUGAACAAUUGAAUCGAGACAUUCAAGGAUGGAUACAAGAACAACGAUUAGCAGGUACAAUUCGAACUGAACAACAAAUCUACGAAAAUCAAGUUGAAAAUGAUAUUCAUAAAGAUAUAACAUUUUUCUUAAAUAUUAUCGAACAAUCAGAAAUUAUUCGAAAACAAACAUUAACAUCAACAGAUAUUAAUAUUCGAGAACUUGUUAAAACAGUUACUAAAGCAAGAACAACUCUCACACGACCAACUAUUGAAAAACUUGAGAAAAAAUUAGAUGAAACUUUACUCAUGUGUAUACCUAAAGAACCAAUUGCUAAAGCACGAACAUUAGCUAUUGUUGAAGGAAAACAAUUCCGUUAUCCAGUUUUAAAUCUUUUGAAAUCCCAUCUUUCGGAUUCUGAAACAAAAUUUCAUGCAUUUAUUUCAACAUUUAUCGAUCGUAUACAUAUGAUACAAGCAAAAUUACUACAAAUUCUUUUAAUACAUCGAUCGAAUAUGAAUGAAAUCGAUCUUUAUAAAAAAUCACAUCAAAUAUCAAAAUUAUUAAUUUCAAUUGUUGAAUUUGUUAUGAAUAAUAUUGAUGCAUAUGGACUUAAAAUAUCAGUUGAAAAUUUCUAUGAAAAUAUUAAAUCAUUCGAAGGUGAAAUUCUCAAACAAGUAGCACAUACACAAUUUAAAACAGAAGAAGAAUUAACAGUAGAAGAUACUAUGAACUUUAAACUAUUUACUAGAAUUGAACUAGAAAAUGCUAUUCAACAUGCUGUAACAGAUCCAACUGCAAAUAACAAUGUUACAACAGAUCCAAUAAAUAUUAAUCAACCAGAAACAAAAUUAGUUAAAAAGAAUGCAGAAGAAACAAUGCUUGAACGUCAAAAUGAUGAAUUAUCGAAAGUUGAAAAAGAAUUAGAACAAUUAAGACAAUUGGCUAAACAGAAUGAUCUAUCGAGAAUACAGUAUGCAAUUGUUAUGUUACUCAUGGAAUUGAACGACAUAAAACGUAAUAAAACUGUAUUGAAUGAAGUAAGUUUAUUGAAAUGGCGGAAUUAUCCAAAACAAUUACAACGUCGAAUUGCAAGUGAAUCUAUUGAACAUAAAAAAAUAGAUAUUUUCAAUAUAAAACGAGUAAAAUAUGAAAAAUCAAUGGAUAUUAUGCAGGAGAUGCUGGAGAAAACCAUAAGAAAUCCAAGUCAAACCGGAUAUCAAUUUUCAGAUGAUCGAGAUAAUCUUUUGGCUUUAGUGAAAUCUUUAACAGAUGAAAAAUGUUCAGAGAAAGAAUCGGUAUUAGAAUUUUUAACUGAUUAUUUUCAUGAGCAAACAUUUGAAUCAAUGUGGGCAUAUGUUGAAAAAUUGAUCUAUGAAUUUUGUUUACCAACCGAACAAAAUUUAUCAGUUCAAUUGAUUAUUGAUAAUUUAAAAAAUUUAAUGGCCAUAUUUAUCUUUCUUGAUUCGACAUCAUUAGCCGAAAUAUGUAAAGAAUUAUUACAAUUUUGUCAAGAACAUGCACAUGAUCAAACUGAACAAUUUCAUUUACCAGCACCGAAAUUAGAACUACUUCGAACAAAAACAUUGGAGAAUGCUAUUCAACAACGAUCAACACAAUUACAAAAAUUAAAUCCAUGCGAUAAAUCAAAACUUGUAUUGAUUUCGUCAGAUGAUCAAGAUAAUCAAACAUAUGAACUGAUACAUAUUUAUCCACGUCUUAUUCGAUUGUAUGAACAACAUAAAACUCUAACACGAAUCUUGCAUGAUCAAUCAAAUUAUAAUCAAUCGAUAGGUAUUCAAUUAUCUUAUCUUCGAUUAUCCGAUUGUAUUGCUCUUCUAUUUCCUGAAUUACCCAUACUAUUCAUGAGUUCACUCCAAUUAGAUAAAUUUGAUUUUCAAAAUGUUCAUCACUUCGAAACUUAUUUGUCUAGCUAUGAAUUUCGAACAUCGAUUAAAGAAUUGUAUGAAAAACGAUUCAUAUUACAAAGUACGACAGGUGAAUCUAUAUCUUUACUCUCUUGCAAUGCUGAAACAGCCAGUCAAACGCUCAUAGAAUCUAUGAAGAGUGUUGUCCAAAUAAUGGCAACAUCUGCAAAAACCGAAGAUAUAAGUAAACAUUGGUUUUAUCAACUAUUCGAAAGUAACGAAUAUCAUUCGUUUUUUGCAUUUGAAAUACAAUCAUUCUUGAGUAAUUUAUUCGAUGAAAUGAAAGAUAAUUUAUCUACAUUCAAAGAUAAAUUAGACAACACUGGGAUAACUAUAGCAACAAACUAUUUGAAAUUUUCCGAAUUAAUUGUUAUUAAAUACGGACAAGAACUUCAAAGGUGUAGAUCUAGAAAAGUAACAGCUGAAAAAGAACUCAAUGGAUUACUAUUUAACAAUUAUAGGCGAGAAGAAUUGGAAAGAAAUGCGGAAGAGGCUAGAAAUGAAUGCAAAAAAGUUGAACGAGAUUAUCAAAUUCAAUUGAAUACUGUAGCCAACGGACAAAUACGUCGAUUAUUAGAAAUAAAUCGUAAAUUACAAGUUAAAGGAAAUUAUUUACCAUUGGAAAUAAUUGAAAUAAUUGAAAAUCGAAAACGUGAAGGAACAGAAACUCAAGAAAAACGACAAGUUUACACAUCAAGUGAAUUCUAUGCAUAUUUAUUUCAAUCGAAAACAGUAUUACUAAAACUUGAAAAACCACAAUUUGAACAAGUAAAAUCUCGUGUUCAAGUGUUUAUUAAACAACUCACUCAAGAACUGACACAAUGUUAUGAUGAUUAUCAAGAAGCUCUUUUAUGGCUUCGAUCAGACGAUAGUUUAUAUAAAAUAUUUCAUAAUUAUCUUCUUGCUUACAAAUUAAUACAUACUCAAUUAUUAAAUUCCAUACAAAAUUGGUUACAUGAUAUCAACAGUCAACGUAAUUUAUAUGUGCAACAAAUGGAAAGUAUGAUAAAUCAAACAAAUACACUCAUUUUCGAGUCAUUAGAUAUUAUCGAACCGAUUAUUAAUGCAUCCCAUAUCGCAUCAAUUCCUACAAAUAUGGAAACAGUUCAUCAAGCACUACAAAAACUUAGUCAAAUCGCUUUUCAUAUUGAUAAAUUUGCUAAUACUGCACGUGUAGUUUAUUCAUCAAAGGUACUCUCGAUUUUAUUACAAUAUUGUGCUAGCCUAUAUGCACGCAUCGCCAUUUUUCUUGUUCAAUUAUUUAAAACUCAACAAACAAACCCAUUGGUAUUUGCACAAUUGAAAACAAUGAAAAUUAAAAUCGAUGAUCAUUCAUACGAAUGGGAUGAUCAUAUGAAAAGAUUAAUAAGUCUUAGUGGAUAUCGUGAACGUGCAGAUUUACCUGGUACAACUUUACCAGUUGAUGAAUAUUCAUUGAAAGAAUUUCAUAAAUCUCUAUCUUAUGAUUUUUCAAUCUUACAACAUAGUUUGAAACUUCGAUAUACACAUGCAUUCAGUGAAAUAUGUUACAAUCCAGCAGCCAUAAUUGAUAAUAUAGAACGGAAAAUGAGAGAUCUUCUACAAAUUGGUGAUUGGAAUGAUAGUGGACGUUUCACAGAGUCAGCAUCGAAGACAUAUCCUUUGGUACAAGUUAGUUAUAAUUUAAAUGUUCUUGUUAACAAUACUCAAUGUUUAAUAUUAAAAAUUUUCGAAAAUCCUACAGAUACAUUGGAACAUGAAACAGUAAAAAAUUUACAACCAUUUCUUCAAAAUUUAAAACGUGCUAUUCAUUUAUCAUGCUCAUCAUCAUUGGAGACUAUGCAUGCUGAGUUCUUAGAUUAUAUUCACAAAGAUUAUUUAGAUCUAUUAUUAGAGCAAGGACUUCAAUUUAUCAAAUUUUUAUUCGAUGAACGAAAGAAACUAAUCGAACCCUUAAGCCAUAUACGACCGGUAUUAGAAAAUUUUGUAGACCAAUUCAUUUUAUUCUUUAUUCAAUUACUUCAACAAGAACAACAAAAACAAACAGAUUUCUUACAAAAAGAAUAUAAUAAUACUAUUAAAACUCGUGUAAAUUUCGAAGAUAUUCAUUUACUUGAAACAUUAUCUAAAGCAAAUUUAAUUCGUCUAUUUCGACAUAUUGAAAAUAUCGAUGAACAAAUUGAUUGGUACAAUCAAUUAGCCCAAUUUCUUAUUCAAGGUUGGUUACAAGCAUCAAAGAUUCUUCGUGCAUUUGCUACACCACUCAAUGGAGAUCACGAUUCAGCAUCAAAACGAUUACGUUAUUCAUUUGUUUUCAAAUUAUUAAAUGAUGAAGGACAACAAAUAUUUAUAUUUUUAAAACAAACAAUUGGUCAAUUGAAAGAGAAAUAUCCAAGAAUAGAAAUGCUAAAUGAUGAACCUGUGAUUGUUUAUCUUAUUCGACUGACUAAAUUACUUCGUUUUGAAUUAUUACGAAUGUCGACAAUAAACUUAAAAGAACUAAAAAUUGAAUUGAAUAAAACAGUUCGUAACACUUUACGACCAAAUUUAUCGCAAAUUCAAACAAUAACUGAUGUUUGGAAUAAGGAAAUGAAUCUAUUAUUGUUACAACGAAAAACAAUCAAUGAAUCAUGGGUGCAACAAUUAAUGGAUCAAUAUUUGAUCAGAGUUCGAACAAUCGAAGAAGAAAAUAAACGUUCACAACAAGAUUAUGAUUUAAAAUGUCGACAAGUUCAGGAAAGAAUUAAGCGUACGAAACAACUCUCUAUUGAUAUAUUUAAUGGUGUCAAACUCAUUGGACAACUCUUACAUGAAUCAAUAUUUAAAACUAAUAAUUUCGAUAUUGACAAUGCUGAGACAAUACUUAGUAAUGCUAUACAAGUUGUAAGACGAUUACUUAAAAUUCAACAAUUAAUUCCAAAACAAUGUCGCUCAGAUGAUGACAAAGAAGGCAAAGAAUUAGUGAGUAUGAUUCGCAUCGAAUCAAUUUGUAUCGAAGUUAAAGAAGUUAAAUAUGGAGAUAAUGUACCUCGAGAUCUAACAGCAACAUGGGUAAAAGAUUGGAAUAGUCGAAUUCAACUUGUUCAAGAAGGACAUGAUGGAAAAAUAAUUCUAGGCGAGGUGAAGUUAUUGGAUGACAAAUAUUUAUCAAAAGCUGUGAAUAAUUUAUUUUCAUAUUCAAUCCCUAUACCAUCCGAUGGUAGUUCUGUUACAUCACCGAAACCUUGGAUCUUAGAACUAUUAGCUGGCAAAGCCAGUAGUGAUAAAUGGACGAGGAUGGUUCGUAUACCUCUGGAUCUUCUCAAAUCUCCAUUAUACGAUAAACAAGAACAAACACACAAAUUCGGAUAUUACAAGACAGGUACAAUUAUUUUACAUUUUACGCCAAAUAUCAACAUCGGUAUCUUUAAUAUACCUGUCGAAGAUGUUUUCAAAAUGACAAAUGAAUCAGUUACUACAACUGAAGGAACAGAAAUAGUUGUAAGCGAAGAUCCAUUUCUUGCUUUAAAAAUACAAUAUCAAGAGUUCACUUCUUUUGAAAGAAAGAGAAAUCUUGAAAACUGGUUAGUGGACCUCAAAAUGAAAUGUACAGAAAUCGAAUCUAAAAAAUCAAAUGAAUACAACAUGCCACGAGAGCCCCUUCUCAAAGAUAUACCUCCUCUAGAAGCAAAAAAAGAUGUACCAACAAUUGCAAUGAGAGCAGAUACUCAAAAAUUGAACGUAUCAAUACCACCUACACAUCAUUAUCUAAUGACUGAACUUCCAUCGAAAUAUGAACAAUUAGAUAGCAUAAUUAUUCAAACAAUAGAUAUAUUGACUAGUAGUAUUAAUGAUGAUGAGCUCGAUAAAAUUCAACAUGGUAUCGUCCGAAGAUUUGAUUCAGCUGAUGAUUUAAAACAAGGAGUAAAAAUCUUCAAAGAGACUUUUCGCUUCGAUAAAUUAGUAGCCACUCUUUUGAACCUACAUAAUACAUCAAUAAAAAUACAAAAGAGUCUUCAAUGUGGUCAAGAAUUUCAACAAACAUUAAACAGAAUACUUGAUUAUUUAAAACGAUAUGGUUUUCUUAUACAAUUGUCCGACAAUGGAGGUACAAUAUCCAGAGAAGUAAUCGAUAAACUUUAUACAAGUGAAAUGAAUACAUUACUUAAUGAUGGAAGUUCAUUAGCUCAAAAAGAAUUGCUCUUCGGUAUACAUAUAUACCAUUUUUUGCUAUCCACCGAAUUGAAUUUCAUCCAAUUGAUUGUUUAUUCACUUGAAACAAAAGAACAUUCUGAACAAGCUCUUAAUCAAAUCGAAACAAUAAAACAAUAUUGGCUUCAAAAAGAUCAACAGAUAUUAAUCGGGGAGAAACAAAUCGAUGCAUGUCGAAGAAUUAUUGAAGAAACUAUUACUCAAAUACAUGGACGAAAGAAACAAAUCCGUUCAACACUUCAACAACCAUCACGUAUAACGAAUUUAACUGAAAUCAGCAAAGCAGUUAAUGUUAAGUCACUCGUAAAAUCGACUGGUUCACCAUCAACUAAUAAAAUAAUAAUUAAUAAACAGGAUGGUGAAUAUUUUCCAUCACAAUCAUCAAUAAUCAUACAAUUUGAACAAAUUAUUCAAAAUUGGUCUUAUGCACAACUCAAAACAAAAACACUUGAAAUUAUCAAUAAUACUGAUGAUGACAUUGAUUUUGAAAUAUUAUCUAUAUCACAAGAACGUUCUCGGUCCAUAUUUACUAUUAAUCAUUCAUUAUCAACUAUUGAACUACAUGAUUCGAAUAAUCUCAAGAUAAUUCCUAAUAGUGAAGUGAAUGAAGGUAAAUAUCAAGAAGAAUGGCAAUUGAAAUUAGCAAAUAAACGAUUAUGCAUUUUGAUAAUACUUUGUUGUGAAAUAAAAGAAUUUUAUAUUGGUAUUGAUUUACCAUUAAUGGAAACAGAAAUCGAUGGUCAAUCGCCAAAUCAAAUAAAAACAUAUGAAAUUAAUUUCGGUACAGUUCUUUCAUGUCCUCGUUCUCAAAGAUCUCAUUCAUUUACAAUUGAAAAUCCAAUGUCACUUGAUCUUCGAGUUAAAUUACGGCGAGAAACUGGUGCAACUGGUAAAUUUGACAUUGAUAGUAAACAAAUGGACUUUUUCCUAUUUGCUUAUGAAUCAAAAGUAUUAACUAUCGAUUGGCAUAUUCAAGAUGUAAUUCAAGAUUCCAAAUGUAUCUAUGAAAUUUACUUUAGUAAAGAUAUUAAAUAUCGAAUUAUUUGUUUGGGUAAAAUACGAAAGAUAUCCUAUGAUAUUAUGCAUAACUCAAUACGUUUAACAGAAAAACAAUAUCGUACUGAAUUACCACCAUGUCUUCCUAAUACUAUUCAUUACGAAGAAUUGAUUAUACAUAACACAGGUGAAGUCAAAAUGACUAUGGAAUCAAAAGCUGAAAAUAUACCAACAGGUGCAAUUAUUACUAGUUUAUCGCAUAAUCAAGCUGUUCUAGAACCAAAUGCAUCUAUUACAUUAAAAAUGGAAUUACAAGUGAAUAAAGCACAUUCAACUCUUGAUAACAUUGUUAAUCUAGUUUUUCCUGGUGCAACCCAACGACCAUCGUUUAAAUUAAUACUGAAAACAUCAGCUGGUUGGCCGGAAUUAGAUCAAGAAUUAUUAAAACAUUUGAAAACGUUCGAAGUACAAGAAGAUAUGAAUGAAAAAGAAGGUCGAAUCAUUGUAUUCAAUAAAGGUUUAGUUGAAAUGUUAAUCGAUGAAUUACAUUCAACAUCUUCGCAUAUUUCAAUUGAUGAGUCUAAUACAUAUCCACCUUCGAUAUUACCUCGUCAAAAGAUCGAAUAUAAUUUUAUUUACAAAGUUCAAAAGAAAUUAGCAGCAUUCGAUUGUGAAUUUGUACUUAAAACGAAUUGUAAAGAAGAAAUGCAACGUAUUCCAUUUCAUUGUAAACGUUUGGCGCCUAUUAUCACUAUUGAUCAAAAUGUUCUGCAUUGUGGUACAACAACACCACAUACAAAACUUUCACCAUUCACAAUAAUAAUAAAAAAUGAUGGAUAUUUACGUGCUCAGUUGGAAUGCGAGUCUUAUGAUAAUGAUGAAGUCAUUUCUUUCAAAAUCAGAAGUGAUCAAAAGCGCGUUGCCAUACCUCCUGUUGAUUCGCGAUCAAUUAAAUGUAUUGUAGAGAUUAAAAAGAACGCACCACUAGGAGAUUUCAAGAUAGAUGUUCCAGUAACAGUUCUAUCGGCAAGAGGUCUACUGAAGAAAUACAAAUUGAUAGUUACUGGUCGAGUUAAAGCAAAAGAUGAAUUGAAGGAACCAACUUUACCAAUUGAUCUUCCACCAUCAUCACAACAAAUAUCACAAUCAACAACUGGAAAACAAUUGAUGAAAUUACUUGAAGAUGAUAGUAAUUCGUAUCGACAGCGUGCAACAACUGCUAUUGCCCCAAUCAUUACUCAACUCGAUGAAUUAAUACAUCAUCAACCUAAACUUUCCGAUAUUCCACAUAAUUUAACAUGUGAGCAAAUUCUAUCGAGUCUCGAAUCAGAUGAACAUGAAAUAUCCUCAUACACAAAUGCAAUUCAAGAAAGUAUUAAACAAACAUUCAAUUUAUUUUCAAGAAAACAUUGGAGUGAAUUGUAUGAAAAUAUCGACAAAAUAUUAAAUGAACAAUUAGCUCCAGCCAUCAUUGGCUCACCACAUAAGAGUGAUUCAGAAAAUCUUUUAUUACCUUUGAAAUGUGCUGAAAAAUUAUCUGUCCUUUUCGAAGAACAAUCACGAAAUAGUGAUGAACAAAUUUUAGGACGUUUAUUAGAAUAUGAAAAACAUUCUUUCGAAAAAAAUAACAACGAUCACACAGCUAAAAAACGUCUACUCGAUUAUACAACAGAAUUAAUUAUGAAUCAAAAUAAAAAAUUGACCAGUAAAGAGAAACAACAAAUGAAAAUAUUAAUAGAUAAAGCCACCGAUACUGUACGAAAUAUCGAAGAAAAAGGUCAUCCUGAACAAGCAUUCAGUAAUCUUUUAUCUGAAAUGACAACUGAAACAAAUCAUAAUUCAUUAAAUUUUCUCGAUCAAAUCUUACAAUUAGCAUCGAAUGAAAAACCAGUUAAUGAAAAGAUUAUUUUACAAAAAUUAUACGAAUCAGAUGUAUCAUUAGCUGAUACUGAACUUGUUACACAAGCAAUUACAGCUUCAGAAAAUUCGCUCUCACCUAGUUCAGUGUUUGAUUUUCUUCAAACACAUUUAGAUGAUUCCGAUGAAACAAAGAAUGCUGUUGAACUUAUGAAAUUAAGUGAAAAAUUUUCACAUGAUGAUUAUCAACCAUCAGUGAAAGACAUAACGACAUUACCAUAUGUUGUUGCUUCAUUAUCAUCGGAUUUAGAUACGAAAGAACAAGAAACUAUUCAUGGUUUUCAACGUCUUAUUUCAAAUUUAACAAAUGGAGUCAAAAAACUAGCCGAUCGUAGUUGUGAUUGGUCUAAAUUUAUUGAAGAUCUAUGUGCAACACUCAGCCUGCAUCUUGAUUCAACAAUUGUUGAUUCAUUAAGAACUGUUCUAACUAUCGUUCUAUUAAUAGAUCGAACAUCCAUUUGUAAUAAUCAAACUUAUAUUAAUAUCAUUUCAGCAAUGUUAAAUUUUGGUAAUGAUCGUUGUCGAACUCUAUCAUCGGAUUUGAAAAAAUUAAACGAACAAAAAGAUCCAUUUGAUCUUUUCGAAACAAUAUUAUCAAUUACAUAUUAUUGUCGUCGAUUGAAACCAACACAAACUACAUGGAUAAAGAUUAUUCGAGAAAAAAUAGCGACAUUUCGAUCAGGACAUUCUUCAUCAACUUCAACCGCCAAAUUUCUUACAACACUUGAACAAUCUUUUCUAGAAGAAUUAAAACUAACUGAACAUAAGAAACUGCAUGAUAAUCUAACAGCUAUAUUAUCCGACGUUCAAAAAAGUAAUAUUCUUGGAAUAAUGCAAAAUGUUUCCGAACUAUGCGAUUUAAUGCAUCCUGAAGAUACCGAACAAAAAGCGAACAAAGUAUUAGAAUUAGGUAUUCAGUUAACUAGUCGUUUGAAUGAUGGUAUCAAUGGACAUACGACUCUUGAUCAUCUUAAUACAUUAUUAGAAUCUUAUCAAAAUCUAAUACCAAUUAUGAAUGGUGAAUUAACUCGAUCAAAUAUAUCAACAUUAGUUGAACAAACUAUCGAAUGUAUUCCUGAUGAAACUACAAAACAAGUUCUACGACCAAUUUCAAAUGUAUUAAACAGGUUGAAUACUACUAAACAUGUAACUAUGGGCACUGUUGUUGAACUUCUUGAUAUUAUACCAGAUCAACAUUUGUCCGAACAUGUUAAAUGUAUCUUUUUAACGGCACCAGAGAUACUUAAUGGUAAUAUCAAACAAUCUGUGAUGGAAUUAGCACAGCAAAUAAUCAGUGAAGAAUUAUCAGAUGUCAGUGAAAUUAGUUUAAAUAAAAUAAUUGAUCAAGGCACGUCUGAACCGAUAAAAGCGCUAAAAUCAAUUUCAGCUUUACUUCCUGACGGUCUUCGACUUGGAUUUAAUUUUGGAAUUGAACAAUUGUCAUCAUCAAAAAUAUCACAAGAACAAAUAAUUAAGAAAGUGUCUGAAUUAUACAAUCGAGAAAUAGCAAAUGCUUUAGAAGUCUCAUUUAAUGUUUUGGAUUCAUUGAAAACAGACAAAUUACAAGCCUUGAAACACCUAUUAAAAUUGGUACCAAAUGAACGUGCACAGACAAUUUUUGAUACUCUCGAACAUAUCAGUGAAUUAGAAACAUGUGACAUAAAAGAUGUUGUUAAAAUAACAUUAGAAUUGGCAUCUAUCAUAGCACCAAAGAAGAUGUCUGAAACAUUUGAAACUGUCGGUAAUGUUUAUGAGAAAAUAGCCAAUCAUCAAGAAAUUGAUGCUGUUAAAGAUGCACUUCGGCUCAUUCCAUUUGUUCCAGAACAAGCUCAUAAUGUAAUAGAAUCAUUAACAAAAUUAUCAAAACAAGAGAUAACAGCAGAAAAUGUACUUGGUUGUGCAUUUGAUGCAACAAUGAAUAUAGUUGAUGAGAAAACAGCAAAAGCAUUAGGUACAGCACGAAAUAUUAUCAAUCAAAUACAAAAUCGUGAUAUUCAAGGUGCAGUUCAUUCAAUUGCAAAUGAAUUCUUUCCUGAAUAUGCUACAAAAAUUGAUACUGCUAUGGAAAUUGCAAAUUCAACCGCUCAAAUCCUAUCACAAACAAAUGAUCCUUUACAAGCAUUGAAUAGUCUUUUGAAUAAUAAUAAAUUAAAGUCACAUUUACCUCCAGAAAUUCAAAAAGUCUAUGGUAUAGCUCAAGAGCUACGAACAGUAAUUGAUCACAAAGAUAUGGCAAAAGAAGAACUAGCGAAAUGUGCAUUAAAAUUAGGAGCAUCAUUUUUACCACCACAACAUGCCGAGAAAGUAAAUGGAGUCGUUAAUUUAAUCGAUGCAAUUCGUUCUGAUGAUCCACAAAAAAUAUUAGAUCAGUCAUUAAAUGUCGCUGCGACUUUUCUUCCACCAGAAGUAAACAAUAUUAUUCAACCAGUCAUACCGGCAUUACGCAAAAAACUCAACAAUGAAAAGAUUAGUUAUGAAGACAUUAUUGAUAUUGCUCGUUCCUACAUUGGUGGAAAAGGACAACAAAUACUUAAUGGUGCUAAACCUUUGGUGUCAGCAUUAAUAAAUGAAAAGCGUCUAUCAGGUGACCAAUAUCUCGAUCUUAUUGAUACUGCAAUGACUGCCAUGGGUGUCAAUAAAGAAGUAGUCGAUAUCGUUCAAAAAGCUAAAACUGUCUACAAAAAUGUUCGUCAAAUUCAACAAGGCGUGUCAGCUCUGAUGAAAGCAACAACACUAACUUCGAAAGUGGCACAGAUUAGUUCAAUUGCAUCGGCUGUAUUAACAUUGCUCAGUGAACUUAUACCUAAUUUGCCGGAAUCUGUCAAAACAGCUAUUGAUAUAAUUAGUGGAAUUGCUCUACUAUUAACCGCCACAAAUCCUGUUGGACUUGUAUUAGCAGCAAUGGGCUUAGUGUUCUCUCUCUUCAAGCUAUUUAGUGGAAUGGGAGGUGGAGGCAGUGGUGGUGACGGAGGUGGUGGUGCAGGAGAAAGUGGUGGUAGUGGCGGUACCAGCGCCAGUGGUAAAGGAGGAAGUAGUGGGGGUAGUGGUGGUGGUGGUACAGAAGGAAGUGGUGGUAGUGACGGUGCCAGUGCCAGUGGUAAAGGAGGAAGUAGUGGCGGUAGUAGUGGUGGUACAGGAGGAAGUGGUGGUAGUGGCGGUGCCAGCGCCAGUGGUAAAGGAGGAAGUAGUGGAGGUAGUGGUGGUGCUGGUGAAAGCGGCGGAAGUGGAGGCAGUGGUGGUGCCAGCGCCAAUGGUAAAGGAGGAAGUAGUGGUGGUGCUGGUGGAGGUAGCGGUGGAAGUUCUAGUGGUGGUAGCAGCGGUACUAGUGCAAGCACCGGCAAAGGUGGUGCAAGCAGUGGAGGUAGCAGUAGUGUCGGUGCAAGUGCCGGCAAAAGUAGUGUAGGUACCAGCGGUGCCAGUGCAAGCAGUAGUGGAAGCAGUGGUACUGGUGCAAGCAGUGGAGGGAGCAGUGUUGCUAGUCCAAGUACUGGCAAAGGUGGUGGUGGAAGCACUGGUCCCAGUACAAGUAGUGGCAGUAGUGGUGGUACUGCUGCAAGCGGUGGAGGUACCAGUGAUACCAGUGCAAGCAGCGGAGGUAGUGGUGGUGCCAGUACAAGUACCGGCAAAGGUAGUGGUGGUAGUAGCAGUAGUGCCAUUGGAGGUAGUAUCGGAGCUAGCGGUACCAUUGAAGCCACAGAAGCAAUAUCAUAUGAGUCUACUGUUCCAGUAAGUCCUUUAUUGAUGGGUGAAACAAGUGCAGAGGCAAGAGAAGCAGCAAAAACAAAAGUAGAAACACUCGCAUCAGAAGCAGCUCAAUUAAAUGAAGAAUCAGAAACACAAGUAUCAAAUAUAGUUAAACAAGACGAAUUAUUGUUACCAGAAACAAUCACAUGUUUAGCAACGGCUAAUAAAAUUAACAAUAAAAUUCAAGCAACUAUGAAUACUAUUCAACAGAUGGCGGCAAACAAUAUGAGAAGAGAAAUAGAUAAUCUAGCCAAAACGACAUUACCCAAGGUUAUUCAAACAUCAUUACAAUUAUAUCAAUCAUUGGAGUUCAUUGAAUCAUGUUCAGGUGAUAUCGAUGGUCAUAUAAAACGAAAAUGUCAAGAAAUACAAAGAGACUUAAUACAAGUUUUGGAUAAAUUAAGUGCAUCAGAAUCCUUACGUAAAUUGUGGAAACUCAGUAAGAAAAAUGAAUUAGUAGAUGAUUAUGAUAUACCCGAAGAUGGUCAUGGCUCGGAUUUGAAUUAUCAAGGACAAGGUCAACAGCAGCAAACAAAUUUGGAUAAUAUUAAACAGCUCUUACAAGGAUUUGAAGAUUCGAAAUUUGAACAAGGUGAAAUAAUGGGUGAUCCGAUAUUACACAAGUUAGGUAUUCGUCUCGAUAAUCUUGUGGCAAAUUACGACAGUGAUUUGAAUGCAACUCUCGAUGAAAAUAAUGAAGACACAGAAAACAAUACAGAUCCAUCUACAUCGCCUGCGGAACAUCGAACAACUGCUAAUCGCGACGUGGCCCUAGAGAUUGAUGAUCAUGGAGAAGUGACAAAAGACGGACCAGAAAAUUCAUCAACAUUCAAAGGAGACACUAAAUCACCUGGAGUUAUCCGUGUGGAAUUUUGUCCCACUAUUGAUGGAAGUCCAUCACCAGAUAAAAAACCAUCAAAACAAGAGAGUUCAAAAGUAACCAUCAGUAAACAACAAUUAUAA
Molecule: messenger RNA, 16221 nt
Organism: Rotaria sp. Silwood2
Lineage: Eukaryota; Metazoa; Rotifera; Eurotatoria; Philodinida; Philodinidae
Source: the annotation of a GenBank genome assembly